This is a messenger RNA of Chenopodium quinoa (quinoa), 2135 nucleotides long. Its product is annotated as UDP-galactose/UDP-glucose transporter 5-like. Gene Ontology annotation, cellular component: endoplasmic reticulum membrane; Golgi membrane. The record is from RefSeq and is a predicted model, not a curated record. Gene Ontology annotation, biological process: transmembrane transport. Gene Ontology annotation, molecular function: 3'-phosphoadenosine 5'-phosphosulfate transmembrane transporter activity. Lineage: Eukaryota; Viridiplantae; Streptophyta; Magnoliopsida; Caryophyllales; Amaranthaceae. The transcript is spliced from 12 exons. The coding region runs from base 307 to 1335 and encodes 342 amino acids.
AACUCAGGGGUAUAUAAUGAAUUUAAAAAAUUUCAAUAGUAUAUGGUGAAUAAACAAAAAACUUACGGGUAUUUGCAGUGGCGAACCCCAGGACACAAUAUUUUUAAAAAAUAAAAUAAAAUAAAAUAAAACUAUUCCCGAUGUUAUUUUCUUUUUUGCCCUUUAGGUCUCCCAGCCUCCCAGGGGCCAGGACACAGUACUCCUUCCUCUCUCUCUCCUCCAUUGAACAUAGUAGAAAUUCUUCAUUGAAGGAGCUUCUGAGCUUUCGCUCCUCCAUUGAAGCAGUCUCUAAGAAAUAUCUUAACAAUGGAUUCUCCGGUGGUAGCUGUGAAAGAUAACAAGCUAUUAAAAGGAGCUUUUGCAGUCGGCGGAAUCAUGGUUACUCUCGUCAUCUAUGGUCUUUUACAGGAAAAGCUCAUGAGAAUUCCGUAUGGGCAAAACAAAGAAUUUUUCACAUUCUCACUAUUUCUAGUCUUCUGCAAUCGUCUUACAACCUCAGCUGUAUCUGCUGCUUCUUUAGUGGCGAGUAAGAAAGCUUUGGAUCCUGUUGCCCCUGUUUAUAAGUACUGCUUGGUGUCUGUAACCAAUAUUCUAACCACAACAUGCCAGUAUGAAGCCCUUAAAUAUGUCAGUUUUCCUGUCCAGACUCUUGCAAAAUGUGCCAAAAUGAUACCAGUCAUGAUUUGGGGUUCUAUAAUCAUGCAGAAAAGAUACAAGGGGCUCGAUUAUUUGUGGGCUGUCCUUGUAACUGUUGGAUGUUCUGUGUUUAUUCUGUAUCCGGCAGGAGAUGAUAUCAGCCCCUACAAGAAAGGGAGAGAGAGCACGGUUUGGGGUAUGUCCCUCAUGGCAGGCUAUCUGGGAUUUGAUGGCUUUACAAGCACAUUCCAAGAUAAAUUAUUCAAAGGUUACAAUAUGGAAAUACACAACCAAAUAUUUUAUACCACAUUGUGCUCCUGUGUGCUAAGUUUGACUGGACUUGUAUUACAAGGGCAACUUCUAGCAGCUAUAGAUUUUAUUCAUAGACACAAUGAUUGUUUAUACGAUAUUGUAUUGCUUUCUAUUGUAGCUACUGCUAGUCAGUUCUUCAUUUCUUAUACAAUUCGGACCUUUGGUGCUCUCACUUUUGCAACCAUAAUGACUACAAGACAGCUUAUCAGCAUCCUACUCUCAUGCCUGUGGUUUGCUCAUCCUUUAAGCCCAUUACAAUGGCUUGGAGCAGUUAUUGUAUUCGGUUCACUAUAUGCGAAAAGCUUCUUGAGGGACAACACCCAAAAAUCCCCUCCUCCAACAGACGAGCAAGAUAAAGAAUUGGCUCCACUAAAGGGCAACCCGUAAGUUGAAAGCAUUUUUUUUAAUGUCGUAGUUUUGCCCCAUGUUGAGGUUGCUAAGUGACCCCAUUUUCUUAGACGUGAUGUUGUAGAAGGGGAUUUUGGCGAUAACGGAUAUAUAUUAUUAUAGUCUAGGGAUUUUUAUAGUGAAAACGGAUAGUUAGUUUAAUAGUCGUAGGGAACAUGACCGGGUUGAUAAUUUGGCUUUUCUCUCCUAUAUUUCUAAACGGAAAGAUGAAUAGGUUAAGUUAUUGUUAAGCAAGUCGGCAAUUCAGCUAAUUUAUGUGAAAUAUUCCAACACACUAAGUGUAUAUGUUAAUCUUGAUCUAACCUUAUGAGUUAGCAUAUUAUCACGUGUUGACUAUGCCAUAGUCCUGCAUUGUGCAUCACUCGACAAGUGCCCUCGAGUCAGGCUUUUCCACAGUGGCACAUCAUGCCUUCAAAAUGCACCUCUUAACACGCCUUCAAGCUCCAAGCUCCAAGCUCCAAGAAAUGCCCCUUGAAUGAACUAAGCCGCCUCAGUAUCUGUGGUAUGUCUGGUCACUCACGCUAUGAUGUACGAAUGAAGGUUGAGUUGGAAGAGUACACAUGGGAAUGCUUACUUGUGUUGAACUCUUAAUUUAAAUGUAUACUUGACGAGGGUUUUAGUCUUGAGUACGUCUUCCAUGGUAUUUUUUUUGUUUACCAAAGUAGACUAGUAAUAUUUAAUUUCCUAAGUACAAUAAUCAAAAAGAUGUUUUAAAUUAAUUUCGGGUUUUUUUUCUUCGCAUUUUAUUCACCUGAGACCGAGGUAUUUUAAAUUUUUAA